UGUGGACGAGAAUGAAGAGAGCGACAAGAAAGUUUGCAUUUUUUCUGACUUAUUUGUAAUUAUACUAUUAUUAAUUUUUUUUUACAAUUCAUACGAGUCCCUGAAGUGGACUGAACCGGAUCCGAACCGAUGCUUUAACGCGUCUGACGAUGAGAGUUUCUCCGAGUUCGGGUUUCCUCGGCGGAGCGGCGGUGUGUGCUGCGGUACUCUCAGUGAUUCAGUGCCACUUCACUACACACACCACCAUGUCACCUUUGCAGAGGAACGCUCAUGGUGAGGUUCUUUACUUCAUCUCGGCCCCUGAAACCAUGGCGGUCAACUCCAGUGCGCGGAUAGCAUAUACCUGCUCCAGGGCUUGCAGAGUGGGGAUCGAGAUUGUGCUUUCCACACCAAAAACCACUGGACUUGUGACCUUUAGGAGAUCAUGGACUCAUGUCAAGCAGUUAAAAAAAGCCAGAACAAGGACGAUACGACUUACUUUUCCUGCUGCGGUGUUGUAUAAGAGAGACUUUUUCUUCAGGCGGACAGUGGAAGUCAGUGAUGUGAUGCUGAGAACCUGGCUGGUGCAUCUAGAUGAAAAAGAAAGCAAUAUCAGCCAUGUUGGAUUCAGCCAGUAUGAGCGAGCCGCGUUGAGAACGUUUCACAUUCUAUGGAUGGUUCCGCCUUCAGACCGUCCUACUAAAUCGCCGAGCAGAUGUGCGGCAUGGGGCGCGGAGCUGAUGUGGAAUCUGACCAGGACCAGAAUUGAGAUGUGCUCUCCUGAAUCAGAUGUCGUGAGACUUCUAACAUUCCCAUUUGCAAGCAGUGGAGAAAAAUAUGGGGUCAUCCGGACGUUUCCGGCCUUCGCCAACAGAGAGCUGAAGACGGCAAGCUGGCGAGCUCUAGAGAAACCCAGACAGACCAUGUCGGUGUGGAUAUACUUGCUUACGUGGUGCAGGGAGAAGCUCUGCAGCAUCAUCAAGCACGUGAACGAGCACAGGAGAUACGGAACCCCUCUCCUACUGCUGAGUAAUACAGGGAACAUCGUAGUGCAGGUGUGUUUGACCUCCGGAGUGGAAAAGGCAUUCACCGCUUUCACAGAUCUCCCUCUCCGGACCUGGAUCCGGUUGGACCUCUUUAUCCAGACUUCAGAGGUGAAGCUCAUAAUCACACAGGCCAACUCUGAGCAUCACCUCCUGGAAGCUGUCUAUAAUUUUCAGGAUGCUGUCCUGUAUAAUGACACUUCAGGUUACUUCGUGAUUGGUGGAUGCCUGUACAUGCCAGGAAUUCACGGUUAUUUCGGACCAGUUAAAUUUUACCGCCUAGGUUCUAAAAAGCUGGUGAACCCUCUGACCCCUGAGAGAACACUGAAGGAACUGGAUGAAGCCCACAGACGCUGUGAGGAUGUUAAACAGAUGACUAAAGGCUACGUAGAAGCUCUGCAAGACAGCACAGCCAGCCCCGCCAAGGAUGUCUGUUUGUCAUAUUACGAGCAGUUAAGGAGAACCUUUGUUCAGACGAGGUGCGUGCAGACGUGGUCUUGGGAUCUUCAGAUGAAAUCCAGUGUCGCACUAAAGAUACUGAGGAGGCAUGAGGACGAACUGAUGUCAGGCCCAUGGAGCAGGAAGAAAGCAGCACUCUUUGGCCAACGUCUUUACCAAGAUGUGAUAAAGAAGUUAGCUGGUGUCGGUCUGGGAGACAUUGAUAGCUCGAUAUUAGAGCAGCUGGAGCUGUGUUUGUGCUGGGGUCAUCACAAGGCUGCUCUCAUGCUCGCCACUUUACACCUAUCAGGUCUUGGCGUACCAGUGGACCAGGAGAAGGGUCACAUGUACAGCCUGAUGGGCGGAGUAGGAGACGAGCGUCUGGCUCUGCUGCAUUUGGGCUACAAGCACAUGCAGGGUCUGGACGGCUUCCCUGAGGACCAGGACGUGGCGUACGGCUACUACGCCAACGUGGGAAGGCAGACCAGCAUCGACCGCGAAAAAAUACAGGACUCUGAGCAAUCCCUCACUGAGCACGUGCACUUAAUCAACCCGGCGGAUCUUGAGAUGCAAGAGGGCGACUCGGACAAUGUCAUACAGUUUCUCAAACACCAGGCAGAGAGAGGAGACGUCGAAUCCCAAAAAACCCUGGCACGGAUGUCGUUCUUCGGCAGCAACGGCAUGACGAAAGACCUCGGCGCGGCUCUGCGGUGGUACGCCAAGAGUGCGAUGCAGAUGACGGACGCUACAGCCAUGUACGACUACGCCAUCAUGCUGCUGAAGGGACUUGGAGGGAGGAAGAACAGAACCCUGGCAUUAAACCUACUGGAGAAGGCGGCGGACAUGGGUUCUGUGGACGCUCUGAACGCUCUAGGCUGGUACCAUAGCACUAUGGGAAAAAAUGAAAGUAAGGCCGUAUACUACUUCGAACUGGCUGCUCGAAACGGCAGUCGAGACGGAAUGUUUAACCUGGGUGUAUAUUACCUGAAAGGCGCUGUCCCACAUACACAGGGCAGGAACGAGACAGCUGCGUUUCAGUGUUUCCUACAGGCAGGUGAGCUGGGCCAUGUGGACGGCGCUGUGGAGGCUGCGUCAUACCUCUCCAGAGGACACUUACAGGGCGUGCGCAGAGAUCCCAAGAAAGCCGUGAGUCUGCUGAAGCCAGCCAGUGAGAAGAACGGCCACCUGGGCUUCGCCGUCCGAGACGCUCUGAGAGCAUUUCAGCACGGAGCAUGGGACGAGGCCUUGUGGAAAUACGCCAUGCUCGCAGAAACCGGCUUUGUCGUGGCGCAGAUCAACGCCGCACACCUCUGCGAGGUCCUGAAACACAGUUCUGAAUGCCAGUGGAGGUAUCAUAACUUCUCCACCUAUAACCAGGCUCCACACGAAUCAGGUCUGCUAAAGAUGGGAGACCACUACAGUGCCACGGGUGACAUGGUGAAGGCUAUGGCGCUGUACAGCAGAGCGGCACUGAGAGGCAGUGCUCAGGGCGUGUACAACCUGGCGGUUUUGACUGAGGAAGGACACAGCGUCCCCCCGAACGUACUGGAGCUGAUGAGGAUCUCGACCGAUCCACCGCUGAACAAGAGUGCUGUAGUGGAGGAACUCUUACUCAGAUGCCGGGAUCUGGAGGGUAAACGGGAGGAAGUGACUCCAUGCUCUCUGGCACUGUUUGGACUGCGUGUGGCUCGGGUGUGGCACAGCUUCGCUCGCAGCACUUUCUACCUCACGCUGACCCUUACCACAAUUGUCAUGUUCGUGCUCGCCGCCAUUACGCAGAGCACUCUCGCUCACGUCUCUGCGGCUCGUCCACGCGUUCCUGCUCCUAACCGUUCAUCACCGCAGCAGAGAGAAUCAGAACCGCAGGUAGAUCAGGAACCCCCCUCGAGAGUCACCCGAGUUGUGCUGUUGGGUCAAACCUACGUGACCCAACAUACCCGGACGUUGCAGUUGGCAGCCGAUUUGAUCGUCACGGCGACUGGAGUGUGUGCGUUUGCCUUGUGCAUGAUCUUCGUCUCUCAUCUGGUUUAACUGUGUAGAGGAGCGAUACAGACAAGGAAGGAGAAAUGUUUAAAAUGACUGAUGCUGUGCAUGCUGGACUUUUAAUGUAGAUGGUGUUAAGUGAUUAGAGGUUUAUUUUUAAAUUAAACAGUACAACAGAAA
Messenger RNA from Clarias gariepinus (North African catfish), 3623 nucleotides. Its product is annotated as protein sel-1 homolog 3. The record is from RefSeq and is a predicted model, not a curated record. NCBI's taxonomy places the organism in Eukaryota, Metazoa, Chordata, Actinopteri, Siluriformes, Clariidae. Bases 150 to 3491 code for a protein of 1113 amino acids. The transcript has 23 exons. Gene Ontology annotation, molecular function: protein binding.